This is a messenger RNA of Siniperca chuatsi (mandarin fish), 4089 nucleotides long. RefSeq names its product zinc finger protein 135-like. The record is from RefSeq and is a predicted model, not a curated record. Gene Ontology annotation, molecular function: DNA-binding transcription factor activity; RNA polymerase II cis-regulatory region sequence-specific DNA binding. NCBI's taxonomy places the organism in Eukaryota, Metazoa, Chordata, Actinopteri, Centrarchiformes, Sinipercidae. Gene Ontology annotation, biological process: regulation of transcription by RNA polymerase II. The transcript has 10 exons. Bases 780 to 3857 code for a protein of 1025 amino acids.
AAAUAACGGAUCCACAUUUAAUUUAGUAAAAAAACAAUAUGUAGCUGUUAAUAUUUGUGGGAAUCAGAUUUAACAUGAAGUGACGCUACUGUUGAAACCUUAAAAGCAGAGUAAUGUUUUUAUGGAUGUUAGCAGACAGCCAUUUUAGGCUCUUUUUGACAGCUCGGAUUGCUUAUUUCAGUCCUCCUAUCUGGCAACCCUGAACUUGCCUCCUCCGUCUCUACUAGCGUGUCAUGCUAGCUGUUGUAGUGUAUCACAGCUUGUACAAAGACAUUAAAAAAACUUUUUGUUACAUGCACCGUGGUGAUGCAGAGAGAUGUGGGUUAAAGCUGACGUGGUGAUUUUAAGGCACCAUGAAUGAGGAAUCUUCCUGUGAAUGCCCUAGCCAAGCUCUCCCCUGCCAGUGUGGAACCACGUCUGAUUGGUUAUCUGAGUCCAACCAUGGAAAGCACAGCCCUGCCAGUAAUGUCACAAAUGGUGAUGGACACCCACCCAAAGAUGACAACAAAAGUCCCCACAGGAAUGGAAGUUACUGUGGUCCAAGUCCUUUGCAUGGAGAUCAGAGCGUAACUAAGACUAAAUGUGAGAUAGUUUCAUUACGGUUAAAAACUGAGGAUAAGGACUGUCGAGCAGUUUCCAGUGUCGUACAAAUGUAUCUAUUGUCGCAGGAGGUUUACCUUUCAAAACCCUCUGAUUGUUCACCUGCGAACCCACACUAAAGAGAAGCCUUUCUUCUGCCCUGUGCCCUCUUUUCUAUAAAGAGUCAUGUAAAGUCGCAUAUGAAAAUACACACUAAAAAGAGGGCUGUUAUGACGAAUGUGCAAGAAGAAGAAGAUGCAGUUGGUGGUUUGAUCAACUCAGAUGGAGAAGGGUUAGAAUGGGAUUCUGGCAGCUCUAAGGUCAUUCCUAAUGUGCACCAAACUAGAAGCAUGGAUCGGUCUUGCUGUUGCCAUGUGUGUGCUAAGAAAUUCUCGAACAGCAGAGCUCUACGACGACACCAGAGGACCCACACCGGAACCAAACCUCAUAAAUGCCCCCAGUGUGGGUCAGCGUUCAAUUUCCUUAACAGACUCAAGAGACACUUUUUAAUCCACACCAAAGAGAAACCUUUCUCCUGUCAAGUGUGUGACAAGAGAUUCUCUUGCAAGGACAGGCUGCAGGAACACCUCAGCCUACAUGGGUGGUCAGCUGGAGCCAAGGAAACUGCCGAGGCUGCCAGUACUCCCAUCUGCUCAGAUGCAUCAAAUUUGGAGGGAAAUUCUGCUGGUAAGGCUCAUGAUGUUACAUUACCUGGUGACACACACACGGCUACACCCGCCAAACCUGAACAUAACCAGUCUCUGAAAACAACACCCAGGAAACGUCAGAAGAAAACUGAGGCUGGGGAGCUCUUCAGCUGCACAGAAUGCAGCAAGGAUUUCCAGAGUGUAUACGCCAGAGACCGCCAUCUGAGAGAGAAACAUGGCAAACACCCACUUCACAAGUGCUGCGACUGCGGACAGACAUUUAAAGUAAACCGAAGCUUGAUAGUCCACCGGCGGAUCUACCAUCCACCACCUGCAGCAGCUGUGGAACCUGAAGAAGAGCGAAGGGCUCCAAAGACUUACUUUUGUUCAACAUGUGGAAAGCAGUUCCCGACUAGUGCCUCUCUGAAAAGGCACCUUAUUAUUCACUCAGGGAAGAAACCGUACAAGUGCACUUCAUGUGGAAGAGGUUUCACACAGAUUGGAAACCUCAAAACACACCAGAAGGUUCAUAAAGGGAAAUUUACCAACAUCACAGCAUUAGAGAAGAGGUUCUCUCAACCCGAAGAGGCUCAGUCAUCAGUGGAAAUCUGCUUCUGUCAUUUGUGUUGGAUACAAUUUUCAGAAAAACAACUAUUGGAAGAACACUUGAAACAAGUCCAUGAAUCAAAGAAACCAUUUUCCUGCACACAGUGUGGCAAAAGAUUCAUGUACAUCCAGAAAUUAAAAGAACAUGAAGCUGGGCAUGAGGGUCUGAAGCCCUACCAGUGCUUGCAGUGUGAUAAAGGUUUCCAGACCUCAAAGGGACUCGAGAACCACAUGCGAGAUCACACAGGAGAGAAACCUUUCCCGUGCGUUAUAUGUGGAAAAAGGUUCAAGCAGGAAUCUACUCUGAGAGCGCACUAUCUGACGCAUUCUGGACAGAGGGCUCACCUCUGCUCCAUCUGUGGUAAACGUUAUGCAAGAGCUGAAGAGCUUAAAGUUCACCUCAGAGUUCAUACAGGAGAGAAGCCAUACCAGUGUGAAGAGUGUGGGAAGAGUUUCUACUACAGGCAAGGCUUCAACAACCAUAAGAAGACUCACAAUGCCAAACCCAUAGGGCCCACCAGGCAGCUGGGCAGACCCAGACAGCUGGGGAGUACCAGGAAGUCAAGCAGGCCCAAGAGAGCUCUGCCUGAUUCAGAUGAAGAGGACCUGACCUGGGAACCUCCUGACCUUGGAAAUAGGCCCCAGCAACACCUUGGCAACCUAGAAAAUCAUGCUGCAUGGAAUCAUGGCCAGAAGUCUCCAUGGAACUUUGGUCAACAUACAGCAUUCAACCUGUGGGACCAAAACCCAAAUUCAUCUAACUGGAGAGCAGCAGAGGGUCAUCAGGCUUAUGGUGCUCCAGCAGGAGCAAGCAUUAAUGUCAGUGCCCUGCUCAGGAGCACAACAGAUCAGGAGCACUUUAAAGAGAGCUGUCCAGCAGAACAGUCCUCUGGAUCACCACCUUCUGAGCUCGGGCCUACCACACGCCUCCCACAUAACUCCACAUCAAAGAAAACGCACCUGAGCAAGGCGGGUGCAGAGGUAAAUCACAAUGAAGAACACAGACCUGAGACACAGGACCAGGAUCACAGAACAGCACCUGCAGAAGGUACUUUAAGACGGCCAGAACCUGAACACAGCAGCUCCCAUGAACAGCCUCAGGAAAAGCCAUCUGAGGAGCCAAAACAAUACAAGGAGCCUCGCAGACUCAAGAAGAACUACGACUGUCCGACCUGUGGAAGAGUGUUCUCUCACAACACCGCUCUGCAGCGACACCUCGUGAUUCACUCAGGGAAAAGACCUUUCCAGUGCUUCAUAUGUGGAAGAGGAUUCACCCAGAGUGGAAACCUCAAAACACACAUGAAGGUUCACAGAGGUCAGAGGCAACAAGAAGCAUCUUUGUCUUUAAUUAGAUGUCUCUGGUCAUGUGUUUUUCUCGUGCUUCCACUACAGUCUUCUUAUGGAGAGUUACCAAAUUGGACAUUAGUUCAAGAGAAGAGUCCCCCUAAAGAAUCUCCCAUAACAGUUCAUAUGUGUGGAGAGUGUGGAAUGGACUUUCCUCAGAAACAACAGCUGGAGGAACACCGCCAGUGUCACAAAAAGCCUUAUGCAUGUCCUGACUGUAGCAAGACAUUCAAAAACGAAUAUUAUUUUAAAAUACAUAAGCGUGUUCACUCAGGAGAUUCACGUUUCCUCUGUUCAGAGUGUGGAAAGAGUUGUGUCACAGCAGAUUCACUUAAAAAACACGAGUUGACACACACUGGAGAAAAGAAUUUCCACUGUGAUCAGUGUGGGAGGGCGUUUUCACAAUCCUCCCACCUCAACGUGCACCUCAAGACUCACACCGGAGAGCGGCCUCACCUCUGCUCAAUCUGUGGUAAAAGUUACUCCAAAGCAUGUGAUCUGAAAGUUCAUCUUCGAGUUCACACGGGAGAGAAACCGUAUACUUGUGAGAAGUGUGGCAAGUGCUUCUAUUACUCUCAAGGUUAUCGAGCACAUCUGAAGAUUCACGACAAGAAGCCAAAACCUCCAACAAAACCAUUGGGGAGACCAAAACAACAGCUGCUAGUGGUAAAUAAUCAAUAAUGUAAUUCACAAUAGUUUGAGAAAAUAUAAAGGGUAAAAGCAAAUAUAAUAGUUUGCCAAUCUAUCACUAUGUGAAAUAAAAUAUCUUUCAAAUGACUGAAGUGAUUGGCCAAGCAAUAUUAUAGUAAUCACAUGUACUAUAUGGUGUACAGUCAGCUCCAUUAUCACGUACUUGUAUUGGACUGAAGUAUUUAAGAAAAUAAAUCAUGAUAUUGUGAAUCAUUGUUAAUUA